AUGGAGGUGAACCUGCAGCUGGACGUUUCCAAGCUCAAACGUCUCACAGACAACCUGCUGCAGAAUCAGCCGGAAGAUUACGAUGAGGAAAUAGAAAAAAUCUUCUCUGAAGUUUCUGACUUGGAGACUUUCCCCAAAAUACAAGACCCACAGCUGGAGGACUGCGCGGUCCAACUUUGGAACUGGUCAGUUACCAAGAAUGUGGGUGCUGUCAUCAGUAAAAACCAGAAGGCCAAAGUUCGUCAUGUGGCAUGCAGUCUGCUGUACUGCUGUGAGCCUGACAAUCCAACAGAGGGCGCCAUCCGCAAGCAGAUCCUGGUGGCUAGUAAAACAGGGAGAACCUGGCUGGACUGCAAAAAUCCCCAGAUGGCAGAUCAUUUCUUAAGACUUGCUGUCAAGAGUCUGGAAAGCCUCUACGGCCUGCUGACGUCCAGAGGCGAUGGAGUCGCCGACAUCCUUACAUCCAAGGGGGAUGUGGAGAAAGAUCUGCUUCGAAUCCUCUCAUGCCAGGCAGAGUCGGCCAUAAUUCAAGGAAAUAACCAAGAGGCCGUGGUCUGCAUGCAGCGUUGUAAGGACAUGUUGCUCCGGUUGCCAAAAGAUACUGCUUACAUCUCCCUCUUGUGCUACAACUUUGGAGUUGAGACUUACAAUCUGAGACAAUUUGAGGACAGUGCUUUUUGGCUGAGCCAGAGCUAUGAAAUUGGGAAAAUGAACACGAAGUAUGCUCCUGCAGCGGAUGUUCUGGCUAACAUCCUGCGGCUCCUGGCCACUGUUUAUUUCGAGUGGGACUGUCAGAAGUUUCAGGAGAAAGCUCUCGAUGCUGUCAUCUUGGCCAACAAGGAAUGUUUGACUUCGUCUGGACUGUAUUUAAAGAUCAGAAUACUUCUGAGAUGUGAUUCCUCAGACAGUCAUGUCAGAGCAGGACUUAAUGAGAUGCUGGAAUCUAAAGUUUCUCUUGAAGAGUGUCUGAGCUCAGUGAAGCUGCUGAUGGCUGAAAACAGAGAGGAGCUGGCGUUUGAGCAUCUGAAACGUGUGUGUCAGCGCUUCGAGUCGUCCCCUGACCUGGGAGCUGCUCUCGUCCUUCACAUUGAGCUGCUGCUUCAGAGAGGGAAGGAGCUGCUGGGCAAACAGAAGAUCGAGGACAUCAUCACCGGUCACUACACGGGAAAACAGCUGACUCCACAGGCGCUCGGUAAUUUACACACCAUCCUGUGGGACAAAGCUUCGAAACACUUUGAGGCCCAAAACCAUUCUGAAGCUCUUCAGUGGUAUAACUACUCCUUGAGUUUCUUUAAGGCCGGCCAGAUGGAGCCCAACUUAGCCAAACUUCAGAGGAACAGGGCUUCAUGCUUACUCAACCUGAAUCAACUGGAAAAGGCCAAAGACGCAAUUAGAGAAGCGGAGCGAUGCGAUCCAGACAACAUUUUCACUCACUUCAGUGUUUACAGGAUUGCUGUGCAAGAGAACAACGUAGAAAAGGCUAUCGAGGCAGUGAAUGCAAUCGGACGUCUGUCCAAGAAUCCAGUAACCAGUGAGGACAGACUGAUGACUGCUGAGAACGCUGCCUCCAAACUCCUCAGUCUGGCCGCUCAGAUCGCUUUACAGAGUGAACAGCAAGAACCUGCAGUGAGAGCCUUGGAGAGUUUGUGUGAAAACUCCCCAGAUGAGGAUCACAUUCUGACUGCUCUGAGGUGUUUGGUUCGGCUGGUGCUCUCCACUGUGGAGCAAUCCAGUGACGAGACGAGGAAUGUCAGCGUCGACGCUCUCCUGAAAUAUUUAAAAAUGGUUCUGCAGAUCGUCUCACGUCAGUCUCGCCUAACUGGCGAGCAAAACGCAACCGCACCAGACUGGUUCAGAAAGAUCGCGUGGAACUCGGCCCUGCAGUGUGAAAGUUCCCCCGUCAGGAUGAGGGAUUUCUUCGUGCUCUCUUUCCAGGAAAGUCUCCUGUGCCCUCCCGAUCGCGCUCUGCUCAUGGGCCAGAAGACGGGCCUGCUGAUGGCCGCGGCGGCCUCGCUGGAGCUGUUCAGGAAGUCUGGCCUCUCCAGCCAGACUGAGGACCUGACUCAGGCUCUGGAGUACAUUCAGAUCUGUUCAGAGAUCUGGAAAACCCUGAAAGCAUCAGGGAGCUUCCCGACGGACCCCACUGACACACUCCUGCUGCUGUAUGAAUUUGAGGCUCGUGCUAAACUGAACGACCCGAAGGUGGAGACUCUACUGGAAUCCGUCCUGGAGCUCGAAAACAUUGAAAUCAAAGUAUUAGAGACCAUGGCAGCCUUGGCCAUGGAGCCUCCAGCCCACCUCCCUCUGCUGUGUAAGAAGGCCCUGAGAGCCUCCCUCUCUCUGCUCAAGAAACAACCCCAGCCCGACCUCGUCCGCUGCAGCAAGUGCGUCCACAGCCUGAUCAAGCUGUCCCUCCCCAGCGGCGUGGCAGAGGUGGAGGCCCAUGUGCUGGAGGAGGUGUGGGACUACUACGAGGAGGCCCUGUCCAUCAUCCGCGCUGCGCCGGACGACAUCCCAGAGAUGGAGACCCUCUGGCUGCUGACUCGAGCCUGGAACCUGGGCGUGCUGCUGUUCAACUUGGCUCAGUACGACCAGGCGGAGAAGUGGUGCGGCCUCGCCAUGCGCUUCGUCCGCCACCUGGGGGGGUCUCUGCAGAGGAGCUACGAGAUACAGAUGUCCAUGCUCUACAGUGAAAUCCUGGACCGUUUGGACAAAGCCAAGAAAAAACUCUGCAUGGAAGAAUAGACUAACUCUACAGUGUUCACCUGCCUGUUCCGGUGUCGUUUUGCUGCUUUCUGGUUCUUAAAUGUUAAAAGUGUU
This is a messenger RNA of Salarias fasciatus (jewelled blenny), 2820 nucleotides long. RefSeq names its product testis expressed 11 (gene tex11). Lineage: Eukaryota; Metazoa; Chordata; Actinopteri; Blenniiformes; Blenniidae. The transcript is spliced from 29 exons. The record is from RefSeq and is a predicted model, not a curated record. Bases 1 to 2745 code for a protein of 914 amino acids. Gene Ontology annotation, biological process: meiotic cell cycle. Gene Ontology annotation, molecular function: protein binding.